Messenger RNA from Triplophysa rosa, 1747 nucleotides. Its product is annotated as voltage-dependent anion-selective channel protein 2-like. Gene Ontology annotation, cellular component: mitochondrial outer membrane. Lineage: Eukaryota; Metazoa; Chordata; Actinopteri; Cypriniformes; Nemacheilidae. Gene Ontology annotation, biological process: monoatomic anion transmembrane transport. The transcript has 9 exons. Gene Ontology annotation, molecular function: voltage-gated monoatomic anion channel activity. The coding region runs from base 122 to 973 and encodes 283 amino acids. The record is from RefSeq and is a predicted model, not a curated record.
GCGGGCAGUCCUGACGGGUCCUGAUUCUGCAGGUUUGUGCUGUGUCUCCUUCAUCUCGUCCUCGCACAGGUGAAUUGUGGCCGGUUCUGCUACACAGGUUCGAAUCACAUUAACAGAUAAGAUGGCGGUUCCUCCAGCGUACGCAGACCUGGGAAAGUCUGCAAGAGAUAUUCUCAACAAGGGCUACGGUUUUGGAAUGGUGAAGCUUGAUGUCAAAACCAAAUCUGCAAACGGAGUGGAAUUCAAAACGAGUGGUUCUUCAAACAUGGACACAAACAAGAUCAGCGGGAACCUGGAGACCAAAUACAAGUGGACGGAGUAUGGACUGACCUUCACGGAGAAGUGGAACACAGACAACACGCUCGGCACAGAGAUCUCCGUGGAGGACCAGAUCACUAAAGGACUGAAGUUGACCUUCGACACGACCUUCUCACCCAACACUGGCAAGAAGAGCGGCAAGGUGAAGUCCGCUUACAAGCGUGAAUAUCUCAACGCGGGCUGCGAUGUGGAUUUCGACUUUGCUGGUCCGACCAUCCACGGAGCGGCAGUGGUGGGGUACGAGGGCUGGCUGGCCGGAUACCAGAUGACCUUCGACAGCGCCAAGUCCAAAAUGACCCGCAGCAACUUUGCCAUCGGAUUCAAGACGGAAGACUUUCAGUUACACACCCAUGUGAAUGACGGCACGGAGUUUGGCGGCUCGAUUUAUCAGAAAGUGAAUGAUCGCUUGGAGACGGCAGUCGAUCUGGCCUGGACCGCCGGCAAUAACAGCACAAGCUUCGGCAUCGCUGGCAAAUACAUGCUGGACCCCAGCUCAUCUGUCAGCGCUAAAGUGAAUAAUUCCAGUCUGGUCGGGGUUGGCUACACUCAGACCCUCAGACCAGGAAUGAAGAUCACGCUUUCUGCCCUCGUGGAUGGAAAGAACAUUAAUUCUGGAAGUCAUAAACUGGGCUUGGGAAUUGAGCUGGAUGCGUAACACCAGCAGCCGUAUGAAGAGGUCUCGGUCCGCUCAAAUCAUGCUUAAUGGGAAAUGACUGGAAAGAGAAGUCUGAUAUCUCUACGCACAUCCGCCCGCACGUACUCCUUUCCCUUAAACUAAGCACUGAACCCAAACCUGAACCUCGUGACUCUGAUAUUUAUUCAUCAUUCUGAAAUCAAUCUCUCUUUUGAUCCGAGCUUCAGUGUGCAUGUGUGUUACAUCACAUCAUAUUGAUCAUGUUCUCGGUGUUUAAGAAGUUCACCAGAUUUUUGUCAUUAUUUACUCAAAAAUCAACCUGUAUGCCGUUUCUGGUGGAACACAGAGGGGAAUGUUUAAAGCUCUUGAUCCAGCGAACAAUGAAUGAAGUCUAGAAGUGCUGUGGUUAAUAUAAACUUGACGAUUCUUGAGUUUUCCACUACUGAGUAACGUGAAGUUAAUUUGCACAUGAAGAAUCUUCCAUUGCUGCCUCUGUGAUCUGUAGUUCUGGCUUUUGUUGACUGUUUUUGGUGCAAAUCUCCCUGUAAAUCUUCUCAGCGUGAGAUGUGAUGUCACUAAACACUUGGCGUAGAUGUGUGCGAGUCGCCUUACCUGCACAACCAUGCGAACACCCUUGUGUGUGUGUGUCGACCUUUGCAAUAAAGUCUUCAAACAGAAUCGUGACGUAUUUGUACAUGAAUCAAGCAAGAAGAACUACAGCUGACAGGUUUAGACGACGUCUCAUAGGAAGAAAAAACACUAAGCGUGCAGUAAAAUGGUCAAAAUAUAAUGGAU